Messenger RNA from Miscanthus lutarioriparius, 165 nucleotides. The record is from the annotation of a GenBank genome assembly. NCBI's taxonomy places the organism in Eukaryota, Viridiplantae, Streptophyta, Magnoliopsida, Poales, Poaceae.
AUGGAGUACGGGUACCCCUACAACGGCUGCGGCGGCAACAAGGACAAAAGGCCGCCGCUCAAGAGGGGGCAGCUCAAGGUGCAGAUAGCCAAGACCCUGCUGGGCAGCCUCGUGGUGCCGGCUGGCGCCGGCGCCACCAACAGGAAGCGCAGCUUCGGGAGAUGA